AUGUCGGCAGUGGACAACAAGUUCCCCGCCGAGGUCAAGGCUCAGGACGCCGUCAAUGGCGUCCAGGCUAACGGCUCCUCCAAGCCGGCCUUCCGCCUCACCAACUCGCCCUGCAUCCCCAACGGGCCGCUGCCCGCCGAGGGCUCGGGCGCCUUCAACAACUACCACUUGGCUGCUAUCGUUAUCCUCGUGCCGUGGUUUGUCCAGCGCUGCCUCCCCUUCGGUCGCCGCAGCUGGUACAUCUACUUCUUCCUGUUCAUCGUCCUGGGUCUGCCCCUCACGAUCGGCUACUGGAUCCUCACCUCGCGCUACGGCCCUCCUAAGAACAACAAGGUGCCCAUGCCCAACCGCCCGCUCUCGGACUACUACAUCAUUGUUGACGAGGAGAUGCGCACCAAGUGGGAUGGCAAGAAGAUGCCCAUGCAGGUCUGGCACGACGCGUACUUUGACGGCAAGAUUCAGCUCGCGCCUGGCCUCACCCUCCUCGACGUCCUCGAGUACCGCUACGACUGGUCGCGCUUCGAGCUGUCGUUUGAGAACUUCCGCUACGUCCUGUUCAACCUGAUCCCCGACGUCAUCUUCCACACCCAGAAGCAGGACGUUGACCACGUUCGUGACAACUACGACCGGGGCAACGACUUCUACUCCUGGUUCCUCGGACCCAGAAUGAUCUACACCGGCGGUAUCAUCAGCGACGUCACUCGUGAGGAGACCCUCGAGGAGCUCCAGGACAACAAGCUCAACAUUGUUUGCGACAAGCUCCAGCUCAAGUCCACCGAUGACCUUCUCGACAUUGGCUGUGGCUGGGGCACUCUCGCCGCCCACGCCGCCAAGAACUAUGGUUGCCAGGUUACUGGUAUCACGGUCGCCCAGGGCGGUGCCGACUGGGGCAACCAGAGACUCCGCGAGUCUGGCAUCCCCGAGUCGCAGGGCCGCAUCCUCUGCAUGGACUACCGCGACUUCCCCAAGGACAAGAAGUUUAGCAAGAUUACCUGCCUCGAGAUGGCUGAGCACGUUGGCAUCCGUCGCUACCGCACCUUCCUCAACGAGCUGUACAACCUCCUCGAGGACGACGGAAUCAUGAUCUUCCAGGUCGCUGGUCUGCGCAAGUGCUGGCAGUUCGAGGACCUUAUCUGGGGUCUCUUCAUGAACAAAUAUGUCUUCCCCGGAGCCGACGCUUCCCUCAACUGCGGUUGGGUCGUCAACGAGCUGGAGGGUGCCGGCUUUGAGGUCCAGAGCGUCGACGUCUUUGGCGUGCACUACGCCGCCACCAUCAACGGCUGGUACAAGAACUGGGUCUCGAACCGCGAGAAGGUCGAGGCCACGUACGGCCCCCGCUGGUACCGCGUUUGGCUCUACUUCCUCGCCUACUCGAUCAUUGUUGCUCGCCAGGGUGGCUCGUCCGUCUUCCAGAUCACGGUCCACAAGAACCUCAACGGCUUCCACCGCGUCGACAUGAUCCCGUCCCACCCGGUCAUCAAGACGCUCCGCCGCAAGGGCGAAUUUACCCCGAUCGACACUCACAAGGAGUGGUUCCCCCAGGUCUACGGCACCUCGGUCCCCGCCGUGGCUCCCGUCGUUGCUCCCGCCGUUGCUCCCGCCGCCUAA
Molecule: messenger RNA, 1608 nt
Organism: Cutaneotrichosporon cavernicola
Lineage: Eukaryota; Fungi; Basidiomycota; Tremellomycetes; Trichosporonales; Trichosporonaceae
Exons: 2
Coding region: 1-1608 (535 amino acids)
Biological process (GO): cellular response to biotic stimulus
Source: RefSeq, a predicted model, not a curated record